Messenger RNA from Salvia miltiorrhiza (redroot sage), 1321 nucleotides. RefSeq lists its product as uncharacterized. The record is from RefSeq and is a predicted model, not a curated record. Gene Ontology annotation, molecular function: protein binding. NCBI's taxonomy places the organism in Eukaryota, Viridiplantae, Streptophyta, Magnoliopsida, Lamiales, Lamiaceae. The transcript is spliced from 6 exons. Bases 228 to 1040 code for a protein of 270 amino acids.
AUCAGAUGCCAACGCGUGUACGCUUCCCCUCCAUGGAACUUCCAAAUAUCUCCACGCUCCAACCUCCUUCACACGACUUCGUUAGCAUCCAAACGCGCCAAUGCCCAGAACACUCAGCUCUUCACCCUUUUGCGUGGAUAGUAGCUGGAACUGAGCACGUACGCUUUUGAAAAGCUACAAAAGAAAAAUAAAACAAAUUUGUGAAAAGAGAGGGAAUUGCAGAAACAAUGCACAGUCUGAAUUUUAGGGCGGUUACGGAUCUCAACUCGUUGUCGCUGCCGAGUCGACUCAGUAGUAGUAGCAUUGUCAAAGAUUGCAACUUGCGGCUGAACCGUACCGUGGCUUGCAGUACAUCCGCUCAGGGUUCAGGUUCGGCUCAGGACUCGAAUCAGAGGUCGGUUUUCUCUCGAACCGAAACGUAUGCGUUGCUGAAGCAGCAGCUGGAAGUAGCUGCCAAAUCCGAGGAUUACAAAGAAGCUGCUAGACUUCGUGAUUCCUUGAAAGUAUUUGAGGAUGAAGAGCCAGUUUUGCGUCUCCAAAGAUUGUUAAAAGAGGCCAUUGGGGAGGAAAGAUUUGAGGAUGCAGCUAGUUAUCGUGAUGAGCUAAAGGAGAUUGCACCUCAUUUUCUCUUGAAGUGCUCAAGUGAUGCAACAACCUUGGGCAUCAGAGUUCAAGUUAGGAGUGUUUACAUUGAAGGUCGAAGCCAGCCUUCAAAAGGUCUUCAUUUUUUUGCAUAUAGGAUUAGAAUAACCAACAAUUCAGAUCGUGCUGUACAACUUCUUAGAAGGCAUUGGAUUAUAACUGACGCCAAUGGGAAAACUGAGAGUGUCCAUGGCAUCGGGGUGAUAGGCGAACAACCUGUUAUACUUCCCAAUACUAGUUUCGAGUAUUCAUCUGCUUGUCCAUUGAGUACACCUAGUGGAAGAAUGGAGGGUGACUAUGAGAUGGAGCAUGUCGAUAAACUAAGUGGUCGAACAUUCAACGUGGUAAUUGCCCCCUUUUCUCUUUCAACAUUUGGAGAUGGCGUCGAUAAUAUUUGAGAGACUACUCGAUUGGUUGUUUGUUUGUAUGUUGUAUCCGUAUAUGUCUUCACCAGUUCAAGCAAUUCACACAACUAUUACACGCCAAGUCGGGAAUCUUUUUCUGAUCCUGGCAGCACUGAUAGGAAUCAAAUGUGAGAUUUUUGUUUGAGAAUAAAUGUGAGAUAACAAUUGUAUAGAUGAUGGCAUGCCUAUUUUAUACUCUGUAAAAUAAAAUAAUGUGAGGCGCAUAACUGUAAGGUGAUUUAACACCAGUUUUUGUGUAAUUUUAUGAACUUAUA